UUCCUCAUUUAACGGCGUGAAGGUUGGUUAUUAAACGCAUCUUCCAAGAAAACGUGCUGAAGUCUGAGGUAAAGAAUAAGUUCAUCAUCAGUAGAAGGGGUUGAAACGAACAAGAAAUAUCGUCUUCAAAAAAGUUUGUCAGGGAAAUGGAAAGUUUAAUUCGUCAUCAUUAGAAAGAGUGAAAGAUAAACGACAAACAAACAUUAAACUUGAUCACAAAGUAUGGCAGUAUAAAUCUUUGUCGACAUUAAGGUUUAUAAAGGUUGUUAUUUUCCAACAAAAGUACCAUAAAGAAAAACUUACCAUCAAGCUUCAAAGCAUUCCAGCAGGAGCAUUUGGUCUUAUACACUCCUUUGAACUUGCGUCAAGCUAAAACUUGAGUAUGGCUCCUAGUAUAAAUAUAAAUGAGACGCGUGGGAAAGUAAAAGAUUUGCACAAACGACCUUUAGAAGUUCAAACGAAAGUACUUGAUCCAGAUCAUGUUGAUGUUGCACAAACAUACCACAUCGUGGAUGCAGUUUAUUACGAGAUAGGAGAGUAUGAGAAAGCAAAAGAUUCGUAUGAACGAACUUUGGAAAUUGAAACAAAAGCAUUUGGUCCUAAUAAUUUUGAGAUUGCAGCAACAUACCACAGCCUUGGAAGGAUUCAUCAUGACAAGGGAGAGUACGACAAAGCAAAAAAAAUGUACCAACAAGCUUUAGAAAUCGAAAUUAAAGUAGUUGGUCAUGACCAUAUUGUCAUUGCAACUACGUUAAACAACUUGAGCUUGGUUUAUCAUGAUAUGGGAGAGUACGACAAAGCAAAAGAUUUGUACGAAAAAACUUUAGAUAUAGAAACUAAAGCAUUUGGUCCUGAUUAUAUUGAUUGUGCAGCAACAUACAACAACCUGGGAAGGAUUUAUCAUGACAUGGUAGAGUACGACAAAGCAAAAGAUUUAUACGAACGAGCUCUGGAUAUUGAAACUAAAGCACUAGGUCCUGAUCAUAUUAAGAGUGCAGCAACAUACCACAACCUGGGAACUAUUUAUCAAGACAUGGGAGAGUACGACAAAGCAAAAGAUUUGUAUGAACGAGCUCUGGAAAUUUAUACUAAAGCAUUUGGUCCUGAUCAUAUUACGAGUGCAGCAACAUACCACAACCUGGGAACUAUUUAUCAAGACAUGGGACAGUACGACAAAGCAAAAGAAUUGUAUGAACGAGCUAUGAAAAUUUAUACUAAAGCAUUUGGUCCUAAUCAUAUUAAGAGUGCAGCAACAUACCAUGCCCUGGGAAGCAAUUAUCAUGACAUGGGAGAGUACGACAAAGCAAAAGAUUUGUAUGAACGAGCUAUGGAAAUUAAAAUUAAAGCAUUUGGUCCUGAUCAUAUUAAGUGUGUAGCAACAUACCACGCCAUGGGAAGGAUUUAUCAUGACAUGGGAGCGUACGACAAAGCAAAAGAUUUGUAUGAACAAGCUCUGGAAAUUUAUACUAAAGCAUUUGGUCCUGAUCAUAUUAAGAGUGCAGCAACAUACCACGAACUGGGAAGCAAUUAUCAUGACAUGGGAGAGUACGACAAAGCAAAAGAUUUGUAUGAACGAGCUCUGGAAAUAAAAAUUAAAGCAUUUGGUCCUGAUCAUAUUAAGAGUGCAGCAACAUACCACGCCAUGGGAAGGAUUUAUCAUGACAUGGGAGAGUACGACAAAGCAAAAGAUUUGUAUGAACGAGCUCUGAAAAUUUAUACUAAAGCAUUUGGUCCUAAUCAUAUUAAGAGUGCAGCAACAUACCACGCCCUGGGAAGCAAUUAUCAUGACAUGGGAGAGUACGACAAAGCAAAAGAUUUGUAUGAACGAGCUCUGGAAAUUAAAAUUAAAGCAUUUGGUCCUGAUCAUAUUAAGAGUGCAGAAACAUACCACGCCAUGGGAAGGAUUUAUCAUGACAUGGGAGAGUACGACAAAGCAAAAGAUUUGUAUGAACGAGCUCUGAAAAUUUAUACUAAAGUAUUUGGUCCUAAUCAUAUUAAGAGUGCAGCAACAUACCACAACCUGGGAAGCAAUUAUCAUGACAUGGGAGAGUACGACAAAGCAAAAGAUUUGUAUGAACGAGCUAUGGAAAUUAAAAUUAAAGCAUUUGGUCCUGAUCAUAUUAAGAGUGCAGCAACAUACCACGCCACGGGAAGGAUUUAUCAUGACAUGGGAGAGUACGACAAAGCAAAAGAUUUGUAUGAACGAGCUCUGGAAAUUUAUACUAAAGCAUUUGGUCCUAAUCAUAUUAAGAGUGCAGCAACAUACCACGCCCUGGGAAGCAAUUAUCAUGACAUGGGAGAGUACGACAAAGCAAAAGAUUUGUAUGAACGAGCUCUGAAAAUUUAUACUAAAGCAUUUGGUCCUGAUCAUAUUAAGAGUGCAGCAACAUACCACGAACUGGGAAGCAAUUAUCAUGACAUGGGAGAGUACGACAAAGCAAAAGAUUUGUAUGAACGAGCUCUGGAAAUUCAAAGUAAAGCAUUUGGUCCGGAUCAUAUUAAGAGUGCAGCAACAUACCACUCCCUGGGAAGCAAUUAUUAUGACAUGGGAGAGUACGAAAAAGCAAAAGAUUUGUACGAACAAACUUUAGAUAUUGAAACUAAAGCAUUUGGUCCUGAUCAUCUUACAAGUGCAGCAACAUACCACGCUCUGGGAGCUAUUUAUCAAAACAUGGGAGAGUACGACAAAGCAAAAGAUUUGUAUGAACAAGCUCUGGAAAUUCAAACUAAAGCAUUUGGUCCUGAUCAUAUUAAGAGUGCAGCAACAUACCACGCCCUGGGAAGGAUUUAUCAUGACAUGGGAGAGUACGACAAAGUAAAAGAUUUGUAUGAACGAGCUCUGAAAAUUUAUACUAAAGCAUUUGGUCCUAAUCAUAUUAAGAGUGCAGCAACAUACCACUCCCUGGGAAGCAUUUAUUAUGACAUGGGAGAGUACGACAAAGCAAAAGGUUUGUAUGAACAAACUUUAGAUAUUGAAACUAAAGCAUUUGGUCCUGAUCAUCUUACAAGUGCAGCAACAUACCACGCUCUGGGAGCUAUUUAUCAAGACAUGGGAGAGUACGACAAAGCAAAAGAUUUGUACGAAAAAACUUUAGAUAUUGAGACUAAAGCAUUUGGUCCUGAUCAUAUUGAAAGUGCAGCAACAUACAACAGACUGGGAACUUUUUAUCAAGACAUGGGACAGUACGACAAAGCAAACAAUUUGUACGAAAGAGCUCUGAAAAUUGAUACUAAAGCAUUUGGUCCUGAUCAUAUUAAGACUGCAGCAACAUACAACAACCUGGGAAGGAUUUAUCAUGAAAUGGGAAAGUACGACAAAGCAAAAGAUUUGAACGAAAAAGCUUUGAAAAUUCAAACUAAAAUACUUGGAUCCGGUCAUAUUGGUAUUGCAAGAACAUACAACAACCUAGGUAGGGUUUAUGCUAAAAUUGGAGAGCAUCAAAAAGCAAAAAAUUUUUACAAGCAAGCUUUAGAAAUUCAAACUAAAGUAUUUGGUUCUGAUCAUGUCGAUAUUGCAACAACACAAGUCAAUCUAGGUAGGAUUUAUGCUGGAAUAGGAGAGCAUGAUAAAGCAAAAGAUUUGUACAAACGAGCUUUAGAAAUUCAAACUAAAGUAUUUGGUUCUGAUCAUGUUGCUAUUGCAACAACUUACAACAAUCUAGGUAGGGUCCAUCUUAAAAUGGGAGGGCAUGAAGAAGCAAAAGAUUUGUUCACACGAGCUUUAAAAAUUCAGACUAAAGUAUUUGGUCAUGAUUAUGUCGAUAUUGCAACAACGUGCAGCAACCUAGGUUGGUUUUAUUUUUUUAAAAAACUUUAUAAAGAAGCUCAACGCCUUUACGAAAGAGCUUUAGAUAUUCAGACAAAAGUUUUUGGUUAUAACCAUGGUAACACAGGUACAACGUACAACAACUUAGGUUCAGUUCUUCUCACCAUGAGAGAAUACGCCAAAGCAAAAGAAUCAUACGAGCAGGCCGUAGAAAUUCAAACUAAAGCUUUUGGUUCUGACCACGUAUAUGUUGCUGCAAUGUGCAACAAUUUGGGUUUGGUUUACAUGAAUUUGGGAAAGUACAAUGAAGCUAAAGAUUCGUACAAAAAAGCUUUAGAUAUUGGUGCUAAAGCUGAAGUUAUUGAUACAGCUGCAACGUUCAACAACUUGGGUUGUGCUUACAGUAAAUUAAAAGAAUAUGAGAAGGCAAAAGAUAACUUUGAAAAAGUUUUAGGAACCAAAUCAAAAUCAUUUCCUCCAGGACAGUUCAACAACGCUGCAGUCUUCCAAAAUUUGAUUUUAGUUUGCUAUGCAGUUAGAGAAAACGACAGAGCAGAAGAUUUGUUCAGGCGAGCUUUAAAAUAUGGAAUUGGUCAAUAUUUUUUGUCUCCUGAAGAAAUUACCAAAGAAGUAAAUUCAUACAAAUUAAUCGACAGUGUCAUAUUGUUGCCAGAUUUGGCUACAGAUGAUUUUUUUAAACGUUCAAUUUUCCAUGCUGAAGAAAACAGAAAACAAGUUUCCAGCCAUUGGCCUUCAUUAGAUUUUGGAAUUGGAAAAUUUUGUCCGUCCACUGAAGAAAUUACUGAAGAACUUGACAAUAUGAAAUUGUUGCCAGAAAGAAACAUCGACUGUACAAUAAAAGCAGUGGCAGAUUUAGAUCCUACUGUGGAUACAUCUACGGAUGCUGCCACCAAAAUGAAGAAACCUGAUAUAUCUCUUGAUGAUGACGUAGAGGAUGACGACGAAUUCUUUGAGAAGAAAUUUCUUGACGAAGACUACGGUAUUCGAGAUGAUGUUCGUAAAUUAUUAAAAAGUUUUCCUUGGAUUUGUGGUGGAUACGGGGUACGAUGGGAACCCCGUCUAUCUUUGUAUGUGACAGUGGCAGCUGAAAGACAAAAUGAUAAAGAUGCAUUAAGAAAAGAAAUUGAUGAAACUUUUGGAUGGAAAGCUUCUCCUUACUUUGACUUUGAACCAGAACAAAAAGAAAAAUCGCAAUUUCGAUGGUUGUCAGAUCUUAAAGUAGUAAAAAGAGAAAAUGGUCCAAAUCCAAUGCGUAAAAAGAAGGAAAAAAAAAAGAUUAUUGAAACAAGUGCAAAAGGUUCUGUCACAAUGUUUUGUAACACAGACACGAAACACUACGCUUUGACUUGUUUUCACAAUUCAUGCAUCACUGACCAAGAAGUAGCUGGUAACGAAUUCAAUUCUUCGCACAACUGGAAAGAUAUAAAAGAAUUAUACGAGAAAAUUUCAACAGGAGAAAUCCAAGAUGAAAAUAGAUAUUAUUACACUCCCCUUAUGGAUAAAGAAAUAAAACUUGGAGCUCCUUGUUGUCAAUCAUUUAAUGAAAGCACUGACAUCAUGGCCAUUGAAGUGAUUGAUUAUAAAAAGAUUACUCGCACCCCUUUCGUAAUCACGGAGACUGAUUGGAAAACAGUUAAAAAUCAACUAAAGAAAAGAAAUGCUAAGGUUCAGAAACGAGUUGGAGGCGCUGUAGGAAAAAUUUUAGACAUUAGCUAUUCACACUUAUGCAGAGAAACCAGAUGUGAUAUCUUCAGCAACGUUAUCACCAUUGAAUGCGAACGUCCUUUUCUUAAAGAUGGAGAUUCUGGAAUGUUAAUAUAUUUCUACAAUGAGGACAAAGACGAACACAUACCUCUGGGUUAUGGAGUCUGCGAACAUAAAAAAGAUGAUGGAAGAAUUGUCUAUAUAGCAUUUAGAUUGGACGUCGCAUUGAAAAAUCUAAACUUAAAAAAUUGUCGUUGGUACUUGCAGGCAUAGAGUGAUCUUGGACUUAUUUAAUGAAGUUUGGACUGAGAAUAUUUUAUAUUCAUGUUUUAAUCAAUUGCGAAAGUACUUUCUCGUAUUCAUAUACAUUGAUUUAGGUUUAUUGUGUUUAUCAAUUACUUAUUUCACUUUAUUUUAUUAUUAUCAUCAUUUUGGUGUCAUUGGUGAAAUGUUCAUUUUCCCUGUCACGUGUAUUCACUAUUUACAUAUUUAAUGCACAAUUCUUGUUAUUAUAAUUUAUAUUUUUCUUCUCAAAUCCAUAAUUUUCUCUGUAAAUUUAUGAUUGGAGUUGAAAUUACGAAAUCUUAAAUGAAUUUCAGUUAGUCAAAGUUCAAUUCAGGUGAAUGAUAAAAUUUUACCAGACUUUGACAACUAUAUUUACCAUCUCAAGACUAUAUCUUCAAUAUGUAAGUAUUUUCUGCAUGGCUAUUGUUGUAGUUAAGCUAAUCAUUUUUAAACAAAUAAUCAUUAUGUACUCGCUUGCAAAAAAAAAAACAGUCAAACUGAAGACAGCAUAAGUUUGCUGAAACAAAUUUAAAAGUGAAACAAUUGUCGUUUAUCUGAAUUAUGGAAUGUCUUAAGUUAUACUAACAAAUGAAUAAAGUAUGAACUAAAAUUAA
Xenia sp. Carnegie-2017 is the source of this 6390-nucleotide messenger RNA. RefSeq names its product tetratricopeptide repeat protein 28-like. Gene Ontology annotation, molecular function: protein binding. Gene Ontology annotation, biological process: RNA processing. The transcript is spliced from 7 exons. Bases 383 to 5764 code for a protein of 1793 amino acids. The record is from RefSeq and is a predicted model, not a curated record. NCBI's taxonomy places the organism in Eukaryota, Metazoa, Cnidaria, Anthozoa, Malacalcyonacea, Xeniidae.